Messenger RNA from Cajanus cajan (pigeon pea), 1377 nucleotides. RefSeq lists its product as uncharacterized. The record is from RefSeq and is a predicted model, not a curated record. NCBI's taxonomy places the organism in Eukaryota, Viridiplantae, Streptophyta, Magnoliopsida, Fabales, Fabaceae. Gene Ontology annotation, molecular function: nucleic acid binding; RNA-DNA hybrid ribonuclease activity.
AUGGUGGCUUGGUCAGUGGAACUUUCACAAUUUGAUAUCACCUUCAAACCGAGAGGGCCGAUUAAGGCUCAAUGCCUGGCCGACUUCAUGAAUGAGCUCCAUCCGCAUGGCCAGUUCGAAGAACAAUGGUGGACCCUCCAUGUGGACGGUUCCUCAAACUGCCAGGAAAGCGGAGCAGGGGUAAUUCUGGAGGGACCCAAAGGGAUAGUUCUAGAACAAUCCCUCCGCUUCCGAUUCAAGGCCUCGAAUAACCAAGCCGAAUACGAAGUCCUAUUAGCCAGACUAAGGUUGGCCGAAGACAUGGGUGCUUCUAAAAUCAAAUGCUUGACUGAUUCUAAGGUGGUGGCCGAGCAGGUCAGUGAUAACUUCCAAGUAAAAGACCACAACAUGAUGAAGUAUUACCAUGCUUAUCAAAAGUUGAAGUCAAACUUUCAAGAGGUGUUGGUCGAGCACAUCCCGCGCGAGGACAACACCCGGGCCGAUCAAUUGGCUAGAUUGGCCGCAACCAAGAAGCCAGGUCAACUGAGAACCAUCAUUCAACAAGAAAUCGACCACCCUAGUGUUGAAGCGGACAUGGUAGCAAGCAUGGAUGCCGACCACCCCGGACAGAACAACCCGCCCGACUGGCGAGACGAAAUUAGGGCAUUCAUCACCAACGGUGUCAUACCAGUCGAUCCAACCGAUGCCAAGCGAUUGAGGACGCAAGCCAGUAGAUAUGUCGUCAUUGCCGAUCAGUUGUAUAAACGUGGCUUCUCCACCCCGCUACUAAAAUGCCUAGACCCCGUCAAGGCCGAUUACAUGAUGAGAGAAGUACACGAGGGCAUUUGUGGGAUGCACUUGGGCGCGAGGACGACCGUUUCCAAACUCUUACGAGCAGGAUACUAUUGGCCGACCAUGAAUACCGACUGCGUGAUGUUCAUAAAGAAAUGCCAACCAUGCCAGAAAUACGGCGACUUGAUCCACCAACCGGCCGAGCAGCUACACGGCAUACCCUCAGCAUGGUCGUUCACUACUUGGGGGGCUGACAUACUCGGGCCUUUUCCAGUCGCUAAGGGACAAUGCAAAUUCCUCAUCGUCGUCGUAGAUCUGUUUACCAAAUGGAUUGAAGCCGAGCCCUUGGCGUGCAUCUCGGCUCAUCAAGUCCAAAAAUUUUUAUGGAGGAAUAUCAUAACACGGUUUGGCGUCCCACACACCCUGGUAACCGACAAAGGCCUUCAAUUCACCGACCGAAAACUCAAUGAGUUCCUGACCGGCCUAGGAAUACAACAUAAGACCACUUCGGUCGAGCACCCACAAACAAACGGACAAGCCGUGUCCGCCAACAAGGUUAUUUUGAAGGAGUUGAAGAAACGACUAGGAGAAGCAAAAGGAGCCUAG